Messenger RNA from Rotaria sp. Silwood1, 1104 nucleotides. NCBI's taxonomy places the organism in Eukaryota, Metazoa, Rotifera, Eurotatoria, Philodinida, Philodinidae. The record is from the annotation of a GenBank genome assembly.
AUGUCCAAUUUACAACAUUUAACAAUCAACUCAGUUGAUACUUAUUUCGGUAAUUUAAAAAACAUUUUAGAACGUCGUAUUGAUGAUUAUAAUGUCUACUGUUAUAUCUUGUCUACAUAUAAACUACAUAAACCAUCUAUUUAUAUGAAUGGACGCACAUGGGAAGAGAUUAUUGUUAAUCAUUUGCCAAAAUUGAAAACAUUUCGAUUGAAAAUGAAAAUUCAAUAUUGGUCUAGGAACAAUAAAAAAGAUGAUAUUGAUACACUACUUACUUCAUUUGGAAGUCACUUCUGGAUCAGAGAACGUCAAUGGUUUGUUCGAUGUGAUUGGCAUCCCGAACCAACGUCAUCUUACAUAUGUCUUUACACUUUGCCUUAUGCGUUUGACCAUUUUGAUACUCAUACGGUCCUUAUUCAGUCUAAAUCAACUUCCCCCAAUGAAAAUGAUUAUUGGCUCUAUAAUCGUGUGCACAACUUGCAUUAUCACUUCUCGUUAACCAAUAGCUCCGCGUUGAGUCGUGCCUGUUUUCCUAACAUUCAUCAUCUUUCCAUUGAACUUCCAUCUACUGACAAUAUAUGGUUUGCACUGUCGACAUUUAUUCAUCUGAAUUCAGUUGAUGUAUUUAUUCUUAAUGAUGAAGUUGAAACUUACAAUCAAUUACAAAUAUUACUUGAUCGAGCACCGAAUCUUUAUUCAUUGAAACUUAUCUGUGGUAAAUUCUCACUGCCAGAAUUGGCAUUAUUUAAAAUUAGUAGCGUAUCGGUCCGUCGUCUAGAUUUAUAUGGAUAUAUUGAAUAUAACGAUUGGCAAUGGUUCAAUAAGGAACAAUGUCUUGCAUUAUCUAAUUCUCCGUUGGGCAUCCAAUGUGAAGUUCUUCGAAUUAAAAUAGAAAAUCCGAUAGAUGUGCUUGAACUUGUCUAUUCGAUGUCGCAUCUGAGAGCAUUGAAUGUUCAAAUUUUGAAUGAUCCACAUAAUAUACCGGGUUUGGAACUACCUCAAACAGAGGAUGAACUUCUUCAAUUUUUUCAAUCCUCUCUCGAUUCUACUUGUAUUCUUACAAGAAAUGAAUAUGAUCCUCGUUUUAUUCAAUUAUGGAUUCGCUAA